Umbelopsis ramanniana AG is the source of this 728-nucleotide messenger RNA. RefSeq lists its product as uncharacterized. NCBI's taxonomy places the organism in Eukaryota, Fungi, Mucoromycota, Umbelopsidomycetes, Umbelopsidales, Umbelopsidaceae. Gene Ontology annotation, biological process: regulation of RNA metabolic process; regulation of gene expression. The transcript is spliced from 2 exons. Gene Ontology annotation, molecular function: mRNA binding. The record is from RefSeq and is a predicted model, not a curated record. Gene Ontology annotation, cellular component: nucleus; cytoplasm. The coding region runs from base 7 to 636 and encodes 209 amino acids.
AGUCGUAUGGGAUUGCUGAUCGGCAAAGCAGGAGCAGUCAUAAAGCAGGUUCAGGAAGAAAGUGGAGCUCGCUGCAGUGUAACACCAGAUCGACUACCAAUGUGCACGGAACGAACAAUUAUAAUUACUGGAGUUCCUGAUUCUAUCCAUAUUGCGAUUUACAAGUUUGGCCAGAUAUUGAUGGAAGGAAAUGGCAAUAUCCCCGGAUUGGUCCUGUACAAGCCUCAAGCCCAGAAUGCCGUCGUCAAUCCACAACCUCACUACAACCCCAUGAUGGCUGGUGGUAUGGGUAUGAAUGGAACAGCAUUUUUUUACGGACAUCCAAGUAUGGGCGGAUUUCCGAACAUGCCCCCUGCCGCUACUCCUGCUGCUAUGGGAGCUGCCAUGGGUGGACCGACACAAGCACAACAAAUCUUCAUACCAAACGAUAUGGUUGGCUGCAUCAUUGGUAAGGGCGGAAGCAAGAUCAAUGAAAUUCGACAAGUUAGUGGAAGUCAUAUCAAAAUUGCUGAACCUCAUGGCAAUACCAAUGAGCGCUUAGUGACCAUCACUGGAACACCAGAAUGCAACCAAAUGGCUUUGUAUCUGCUUUAUUCACGAUUGGAAAGCGAGAAAAGCAGGAUGAGCAUGCGCUGAUACGUAUUUCCUGGAAUCUUGUUUUACAACUGGAAUAAAAAAAUAAAAAAAAUUCACCACAGUAAAUUUUAAGAGGGGAGGGAGUCUUUGAU